GGACCCGCGAUAGUUCCUUGCUUAGACCCGAGGCCGCUAGGGAUGGAGGACAAGACUAUCCCCGAUGAACGGAUCUCAGCGUCCAGUCACAGGGACUGUUUUCGAGGUUCCUGUUUGGCCACAGAUGCACGUCUCAACAGUAACAAGCGAUGGGCACCCAAGAGCAACGCAGACUCCUGGAUCGAGGUUGACCUCGCUGUGAGAACAGUGGUGUCUGGCGUCACCACACAAAGAGGCCCGAAGGGUGUGUGGUAUGUGGAAAAGUACAAAGUGUCAUAUCAGAGGCAACCCUCAUCUGAUCGUGUGCACGUGACAGAUCAAAACGGGGACACCAAGGUUUUCAACGGCAACACGAGCAGUAACACUACGCGCGGUCACUAA
This is a messenger RNA of Acanthaster planci (crown-of-thorns starfish), 381 nucleotides long. Its product is annotated as retinoschisin-like. NCBI's taxonomy places the organism in Eukaryota, Metazoa, Echinodermata, Asteroidea, Valvatida, Acanthasteridae. The record is from RefSeq and is a predicted model, not a curated record.